GGCCCGGAGGGGCGGGCGCCAUGUCGGCUGCAAAGCAUCAGAAGUCGUCCCAUACUGUCAGUGAAAAGGAUCCAGGUGCGAAGGAACGGCGCGGCACCAUCCAAUAAUCAUGAUCACAAGCCACUUGCAUUCAUUGGUGCAGGUUCCCAUCGUUUUCUCGGGCUGGAGCGCCUCGAGAAGGAGCUGCUAUGGGACAUAUCGUCGCGCACAUCGACAGCAGAGCGCGUGCCCCUCUCCUGCGUCAGCAAGGACCUCCGCAAGGCGGCGAAUUCAUCCACGUACGGGAUCUACAGAGAUUUGGUCAUUACGGAGGAUGACAUCGGCGUCUGGAAGAGGCUGGACUCAUCGCACCAUGCCCGGAGUGGCAACCUGUUGGACAAACACCUGGUAGAGAAGUCGAAAUGUAUGUAGGCUGGCGCAUGAAUGCUGUCUGGAUUGUGUGUCCGAUGCAGGGCAAUAUCCGCAGUGCCAACGUGGCCCUUGAGAGGGCCCACUGGAACGAGGAGAUCCCCUUUUUGCCCAUCGCUGCCGACUCCAUGGAGGCGUCCCGUGCGACCCUAAGGUCGAUCCACAUCCACGGCCCGCCCAAACCACACAGCUGCCCGGAGCCACCCCAGGGGCCGGGCGGCCGCGAGCCAGUGGUGUUUGAGCGUGUGACCGAGCUGAGGGUGACCAACAACCAGUGGCUGGAGCACUUCAGGUGAGCGAGGGCUGUGGAUUGGGGAAGGGAUGAUUCGCGCAGACGGUGUGUGUGGUAUACCUUCAGGCGGCGUCAGUGGGUGUUCCCCAACCUCCUGACACUCGAGGUCGGCCAGCUGUGCGCCAAAGACGACGGGCUCAGCUGCAGUUGCAAGAAUGGCCACUCCAGCGACACGAGGAUGGGCCUCAGCAAGUGCGAGCCGUGCUCCAUCGGCUGCCUCACGCACAUCCUGGCUCACUCCCCAAAGCUGAGGAGCCUCACGGCCAUCAGCAUCGACAUCGCACCAGGGGAGGAUUUGGAUGCCUUCACGGAGGCGGUGGGGAGGUGUCCGGACCUCACGUGCAUUGCAGGGUUGGCGACGCCGGAGGGUAGCGAUAUGGGGCUGCUCAAGGGGCUCCGUGACGCGCUCGACACACACUGGCAGACAAUACACAAGAAAUGUAGGCUGGAGGGCAAGAUCAAGCCUUAUUGAGGUGCUGUGUCAUCCUUUGUGUUUUUUCCCUCAUGCAGUUGUUCCGAAGCGUCUGGUCAUUCGUCACCAGUUUCGGUUUGAUCCGGCGUUCGGCGGCAAGACGAUCAGCCGCUGCAUCAACGACCUGCUGUAAGCCAUGUGACGCUUCCUCACCAGUCUUCUGGCAUGUAUGUGUGUAUGUAUGUUUGUGUGUGCUGUGCCUUGAGCAGCGGUUGGGCGAGGAAGGUCAACUGUUCUGUGGAGCUGCUGCCCCUCACUGAUGAAAAGGGCUGCCCUUGGGCGCAACCUAGCCUGCCGGUGAGUCACCGCUAUGGAUGGAUGCGUGUAUAUGAGAGGGGGAGAGGGGGGGUGGGGGCCAACGGAUGGAUGGAUGGAUGGAUGUCCACGUGUGUGCAGCCCUGUCGAGACAUCAUGAUCGACUGUCAAGUUCAAAGUGUGGGCAGUGCGGCCCCAGCACCGACCGGCCGUGUCAGACAAGUGAUCCAGGAACGGGCAAACAAGGCCGACAAGGUAACGAACUACUCACACCCUACACCACACAUCGUACCUGACCGCAUUUUGUGUGUGGCGUUGUGUCUGUGUCUGUCAGGUGGAUAUGGUGGUGGGCGGCACCCCGCUGCACAAGUCCAUGCAGCCGCUGCUGGUGUUCCCGAGUGUCAGCCGCCUGGCCCUGUAA
This is a messenger RNA of Vitrella brassicaformis, 1848 nucleotides long. Lineage: Eukaryota; Vitrellaceae. The record is from the annotation of a GenBank genome assembly.